Messenger RNA from Baudoinia panamericana UAMH 10762, 1041 nucleotides. RefSeq lists its product as uncharacterized. The record is from RefSeq and is a predicted model, not a curated record. Bases 423 to 749 code for a protein of 108 amino acids. The transcript has a single exon. Lineage: Eukaryota; Fungi; Ascomycota; Dothideomycetes; Mycosphaerellales; Teratosphaeriaceae.
ACGGCGAUAGGAUUACACUAUCGGUCACACCAUACGUGUAUAACCGCGUAAGUCCAAGGUGAGACGAAGAUAAGUAUAUCGACCUUUCCCAUCCUCUAUCUGUCUCUACUACUAUCUACUCAAAGCAACAAGACAAGCCUCACUCGAAAAGGGAUCUAACGAACAUUACCACGUUACCAACAACCAACCACGGCCAAACCCAGCUUCAACAUCAUCAAGCAUGUAUUUCACGCAGAGCCGCAUGUCGAGCCGCAGCAACUCCAGCUCCAGCUCCAGCUCCAGCUCCAGCCCCUCGCCCGACCCGCUUCACCAGAUGACGGUACCCAUCGCUCCACGCGAGGACGACUUUGCCAUGUCAGAGGAAGUUCGACGAGCUAGGAUGCUUGCGAAGUGCAAGAGGGCAGAAAAGCGCCCGUGGCGUGAUGCUCGUCCCUUGCCAAGAGUGGCUAGUUGACAUUCAGUGGGGGUACUCUAUGGAGUACAAUCGGGACGAGCGUGUGGACAUCGUUGACCUUCUCUUCGUCGGCAUAGUGUUGCUCGUUACGAUCUUCAGCAAUACAUGGAGGACCUGCUAUGGACGACAACCGGGUCAUUUGCUGUGCUUCACUUCACCGACCAACUGGAACGGCCGUGUUCUCACGCAAACUGAUCGUAUGCUUGAAGUGCGGCAAUGGCGGUCCUUCAAACAUAUGCACCCUACAACCUCAAUACAUUUACGAAUGAGCAGAUUGAGAGGUCAUAUCUUCUGAGUGGUAACGGCGCCAGAGAUGCACGUAAGAGUCACGGUGGAUGUUUUUGGCAUGCUCAUUUGACACCAGUCGUAAGGAGGCUUCACAGCAACCACACUCAAUCUGCACUUUGGCUGCGAUGAUUAGUGCCGGGAACGACUGUGGAAGAGUGCUCGGCUGGCUUCCACAAUGAUGUUAGAAAGAGAAGUGUAAUCCUUGGCCAUAUGAAUGGAAGAAGGAAAACAAUGUAGCUUGCAUUUAUUACAGUAGUACGAAGAAUAUAUGAUACGCCACGUGUCGUGACCCGCUCUCC